Schizophyllum commune H4-8 is the source of this 2269-nucleotide messenger RNA. RefSeq lists its product as uncharacterized. The record is from RefSeq and is a predicted model, not a curated record. Gene Ontology annotation, molecular function: protein binding. Lineage: Eukaryota; Fungi; Basidiomycota; Agaricomycetes; Agaricales; Schizophyllaceae. The transcript has 5 exons. The coding region runs from base 30 to 1937 and encodes 635 amino acids.
UCGCUCCACCCGUCAUCUUCUGCAGAUUUAUGUAUGCAGAGUCGAGGAUAACGACGAUGGCGGACCUCUCCAAACUCCCCCAGGAUAUCAUCUAUCAUCUUCUAUCCUUCCUCUCAGUGGAACAAUCCCUAGCCCUCAGUCAAACAUGCCGCACGUUGCAUCAUCUCGCAAGAUCUGACCAGAGCUACUGGUUCACGGCUCUCCACUCGUCAAAGUACCAAGGACAUACCACUGCCUAUCUCUCCGCUGUCGAUCUCUCCUCGGACUCGGAUCUCGCCUCCUUACAACGUCACGUUCAGAACUGUAUCAAGUUCGAGCGGCUCUGGGAGAAGCCGAAGCUCACUCCCACUCGCACGACUAAAGGACGCUUGCCAGACGUGCUGUACUGCCUCUUCGGCGUUCACAGAACGAACUUCGUCGUCAUGCACUCGCCACAUAGUGGCUUUGUAUACUGCUGGGACAACAUGGCCGGCGAGGAGCGUGAAUCGAUAUACUUGGGAACACAAAUCACGGACACCUCCCCCUUGAAUGAGUUCUCCGAUCGGGUGACCAUCGCACUCUUGAUCCAGCAGGAUGCCCAUCAGCACAUCAAGCUUCUGAGCGUCAGCACAGAACCGAACGCCGCCCAGGUUAUGGAACUCCGCCACGUCGUCGACCUUGGCAUCGGCACACGCAGCUUCAACAUUUUCCUUAGUGAGCAGAUGGUCGGCGUCACCGGCAACGAGAACGAUCACAUCACCAUACAUGCUAUCAAUAUCCAUACCUAUGCCAGUUCGACGAUUCGUACAGACGUGCAGCUCACACCCACCAGCUAUAUGGUGGCCAUGACCUUUAACGACUCAGUCUACCUCGUAGACAUGAACCCUCCACGAACGCGUGUAUUCUGCUGCGCCCCCGAAUUUCUGCCAUUCGGCAACGCCCCAUCGCGCACGAUGCAUCUCAGCCUACUCGACACGCGGAGAGACUUCGUAUGCGAUGAUUUGGAUCGGGAAUCGAACGACUACUACUGUGCUCUCGUGUCCGGCUCCGGGCGCGGAGUCGCGUUCACCACACUCACCCAGCUCGUCGGCCGCCAUGCCUUGCAUAUCGUCCUCUGGGAUCCGCGCUCGAGGGCAGGUGGCGAUGUGCCCAUCGAGCCGACGAAGUCCGCCCUGCAGCUUGACUUUGAUCCGGAAAGUAAUGCUGCCACAGAGUCGUCUAUCUCGCCCGCCACCCCAUCCACUCUUCCCUAUCCGCCGCGCGACGGCGACCGCCCCUUCCCCAGCCCCGCGCAGCACAUCAGCAUCCCUGGAUCCAUGCUCGUGCCGCUCGGACCCUGGUACCUCGUCCACUUCCCGAAUUCGGGCAGGCAUCUGCUGCUCGCCGUGGGGAGGGAGGAGGACGAGGCAGCAGAGAUCGAGGUCGAUGAGGAGGGGGAGAGCAGUGACGACUACGAUGACGGCGAGGACGACGAGACCGUCAGUAGCGAUGGGGAGGGCGGCGAUGACGACGCGAUGGACGCGAGCAGCGAGGGCGAGACGACGGAGGGGCUGGUCGCGGCUUUCUAUGCCGCAGCAGACAUGGGCUACCCGCCCAUAGGUGCCCAUGAAACCGAACCGCAAGCAACACCGGAUGCCCAGGAUCCCGCGCCCGCCGGCCCUUCCAACCCUGCCAACCCUGCCGACCCAGCUAACACCGCCCAUCCCGCCAACCCCGUCCCAGCAGCCGACACCGAGCUCCCCCUCGCCAACGCCACCGCGAACGGCGACACCUCCCACAACGCCGUCCUCUACCUCGUCCACUACGUCCCCGAGACCGCGUCGCACUCCGUGCACGAGGUGCCCUUCCCGGAGGGCGUGGACCCGCGGAGCGUCACGUCGCUGAGUUUUGACGAUUAUAAUGCGGUCGUGACGCUGACGACGCUGGAGGAUGUGGCGUACUGCAUGCAUCUGAUAUGAUGGGUGCGGGGAAGCAGGGACGAGGGAGAUGGGGCAUUGUCCCAAUAAACAUGAAUGCGGGAGUAGCAUCAUGGACUUCUUUGAAUACUUACCUGUAUGAUGCCACCCUGCAGGACAGGGAGGGGACGGAGGCCGUUACACGAUGAUACCUCUAUGCAUUCGCUUACGAGUUCAAUCGUCAUAGGACUCGAGUACGACGCGCAGGCUUUCACAACAACAACCAUAGCAUUCCAACUCGACUACGUAUAUAUGGGCAAACCAAAGCAUGAGAUGUGAGUGCGCGGAGAUACAAGUACAAUGCAUAAUCCAGAACAAGUCAAUUUUCGUUAGUC